AUGUCUAGUUUGUUUUUUCCAACAAAUAAUCCCACUACAAACAAUUUAUUUGUAUUGCAUAAUAAUACUUUAACGAAAUGCAUCCCUCAAUUCAUUCAUAAAAAGCAUACCAAGUCUAAUAAAAUUUCUAAAGUUCCUACCCCCUUUGAUCCUCCACCGUCUAUUAUGUACACACCUAGCCCCUCGAUAUCUCGUCCCGAAGAAGGUAAUAGAGGCCCAACAGCUGGUAGAUCGAUUCCUGUUUCUGGUAAUGUUAUGAUGUGUUACAGGAGAUUAUGGAGUGUCUUAAACAAUAAUAAAAUACGUCAAGAAGUACGCCGCAAUAGAUAUUAUGAAAAACCCACAAUUAGGAGGAAAAGAAUUAGAAGAGAAAUUUCUGAAGCACGUUUCAAAGAAGCUGUGAGAAAAAAAGUUUGGCUAAUUUUGCAAAUGAAAGCGAGGGGUCUCUAA
Dentiscutata heterogama is the source of this 450-nucleotide messenger RNA. Lineage: Eukaryota; Fungi; Glomeromycota; Glomeromycetes; Diversisporales; Gigasporaceae. The record is from the annotation of a GenBank genome assembly.